UGUUUUAUUUUUAUUUUUCAUUGUUAAAUUCUGAAUAUUUUAAGUUUGUAAAUUAAACAUACUGAAUUUAAAACAAAAGACAAACAAACAAAAAAAAAAAGUUAUUGAAAAAUAUGCAGCCUAUUCUUUUUGGAAACCCAGAAGAGGACUGUCUUUGUAGUAGGUAUUGAUAAUAGACCACACUUAAGGUUUACGGCUAAAAAAAUGACUUGGCAUGUAUGCAAUAUCAUCUCAGAGACUUACUAAUGAGCCAAGGGCUUGCUAUGAAAUAAUUACAAAAUGAUCUGUAUUACAACUAAAAGUCUUAUACUGGUGGCUCAGUGGUUAAGGCACCUUCCUCUCUGCUAGAAAUUUAUAUUAUUAAAAAAAGGCAUAAGAGAUAAAACAUUCUGUAACACACUGUAAACAUAACUAAAAUAAAUGUCUGGUCUAUACACAGGGUUAUCAUUAAAAUCCUAUAAAAACAUUUAGGCUCUUGGCAGGACUUCUAUGAACCUAUGUAACACAAAUUCUUAUACUGUACCUAACAUUCCUGUAUUAAGCUUGAACUAAAUGCCAUACUGUUAAAAAUACAAAUGUAAAAACAAUAUACAAAUGCAUGUGCAUUAAGAGUCUUCCAAAGAGCCCUAUAAACAACAGUACUAGUAAAAUGCCUGGUAUUCUGUAAAAUAUAGAUUAUAAGUAAUAUAAGUAACAGUUAUGUUUACUGUUGAAAUGUGCAAAUGAACAAAUAUGGGUGGGAUAUUUCUGGUUCACAAGAUUAGAUGUGGUGUGAGAUAUGAAACUGAGCCUUUUGGUAUUUAACAGAUCUAAAGAAUACUUAAGGAAGAACUUUGUGAAAAGUCUAAUUUAACCUAAUGGAAAAACAACAGUUCAUCAUAAAAACCUAUAUUUGGCAGCUAAGAAUGUGUUAGAGUAAAUCUUUAAAUCUGUUUGUGCAUAUGUUUUUAUUAUUACUAAUAGUGACAAUGACUCAGUUCAGGAAUGCUGCUUAUAUUGUCAGGUUAUUGUAUAUUCAGUCAACCACAACGUUUUAAAACAAAUGUUCAUUAGUUCCAGUAUUUUUUCAGUUUCCUUUCUAGCUGAAAAUGUGUAAAUGUUUCACAACAGUUUUGUUCAUGUGAGAUUGUAUCUAUCAUUGCACACUUAACUUCGACAUGUCUAGAAUGUUGCGGUCUUGAAAAGUGUCAUAUCAGCAACAAACGUGAAACGUUUAUGUACAGAAGUGAGCAUGCAAAACACUUUUCAUGUAUGCAAGAUUUAAGAGAGAGAGAGAGAUUUAGCUAGUCAUUAUUGUUUUCACGACAUUUAAAGAAUGGAACAAUAACAGAGAAUCUGGAGAUAAUCAUCAACAAUUUCCAUAGGUUUUUCACCCCUUGUGAAGAUGAGCUUUCUUUUCAAUUGAUUAGCACAAUACUCUCCUCCAAAUAGUUCCCAUCUUCCCGCCCUCAAGUCUAGUGCUGUAUUAAUCCUGUUAGUGAUCCUCUUAGUUAUUUUUCUGUCCAAUAAUGAACAGAAAUCCUUACUAAUAAUUUAGUGUCCUGGGUUAUGUUACCAUGGCUGAUAAAUAACCAGUAGGUAUAAAAUAAUUUAGUCAAUGGUGCACUGUGUAUAAAACAGUGUCGCACUGACAUUUUCACUUUCUUGCCUUCUUACCAAGUUUCCGGUGACCUGUACAUGACCUGACCAACUUUUUGCUUUUCUGUGAAACAAGUUUAGUUAUUCUCGAACUUUCCAUUAUUAUCUCUAUGCGGCGACAUCAGGCUCUUCUUGGCCUUCCCCUGAGACUGUGGGAAAGUGUGCUGCUAAAAGCACCCAUGCAUUGUCAUGUUAAUAGCUCAGGGUGGUGGUUUAGAGGGGAGGUUUUCUUCAGCUAAACCUUUAAAACGAGCUAGAAGCAUAAUCUUCCCAGCCUAGCAGGCACCAUUAGCUCACACUUAUGAGAAAGUAUCGACACGAGAAAUCAAACACUUGCGAGACUCUGAGUAUUUAAUAUUACAUUGUGAGAAGAUAAGCAGAGCAAUGACUGCUUCAAACCUUGGCAAUGGACCAGAAAAGAGCUUCAACGCCAAAGAGGAGCGUAAGCUUCGAAAGCCUCUGAUAGAGAAGAGACGUAGAGAACGCAUCAAUUCAAGCCUGGAGCAGCUGAAGGGUAUUAUGGUGGAUGCCUACAAUUUGGAUCAAUCAAAACUGGAGAAGGCAGAUGUUCUGGAGAUAACCGUGCAACACAUGGAGGGGCUUCAAAGGGGCCUUGGUCCAGCAGCCAGUCAGGGAGCUAGUGUGGCUUUUGAAUCUCGCCAACGAUACAGUAGUGGUUAUAUCCAGUGUAUGCAUGAGGUGCAUAAUUUACUCCUCAACUGCUCUGGCAUGGACAAAUCACUGGGUGCUCGUCUUUUGAACCACCUGCUGAAGGCUCUGCCCCAAAUCAGUGGAGAGAGCGGUGCCACGGGCAGUGCUGCCAUCACCAGUCCUCUUCCUCUUCCCACCUCGCCUACACAUUCUCCACUGACUCUUCCCUCCUUUCAACCCCGUUCUCUCCAACUACACACCCCUCCCUCUCCUAUGAGCCCCCCCUCACCCAGCAGCCCCCACUGCUCUCCUGGAAUCCUCUUGCAGAGAGAGGGGGCAGGCAUGAGGCCCUCCCCACCUCGAACACCCUCCCCCCAACCUUUAGCCCCUACUGCCCUUCCCCCCACCUUCCCAGGGGGUGACCCUUCUAUGUGGAGGCCAUGGUGAAGAAGCGAAACCCUCGACCACUUUUCACUUGUUCUUUCCCCCCUUCUUCCACUCUUCCCUAAUAGUGUCCAUUACAUCCUCAUCUCCUGGGAUGUUUGAGUGCUGGGCCUUUUCACUCCGAGAGCGGAGAGGUCACUGAAUAAUAGUAGGUCUCCAAGCCCCUGGGGGUUUUGUGGCAUCGUUUGAAGCACUAUUUUUUAUGGUUGAUUUACCACGGUGUGGGCUUGUUUGGAAAUUUGAAAAACAAAAGGGAACCACAACCAAGGAUGCUCACUUAGAACUGAAUGCAUGAGAAAAAGAAUUGUUGCUUCAUUACUUGAGAGUAAUGUUAUUUUGUUAAACCAGGAAGCAAUUUACUUUGCUUAAUUGUAUUUCAUUUUGAAAAUAAUUUUUAAAUGAUGGUUUACUUCUUAUAAUUUUCCUUUUCCUUUUUUUGUGUGGCCUUUUCACUAAAGUUUAGUGUGGCCAGUUGUCAAACUGAUAGUGACUGGUUUCUGCUACAAAAGAAUGUCAUGUGUCGGAAUGUCCUGAGAUCCAUUGAGUGUGUAAAUAUGUGCCUGAAACGCCAUGACCUCUGAUAAUUUUUUGCUGAUACUAGAUGUUUAGACUAGGUUCCUAGUUGUCUCACAUGGAGCAUUUUGUAUACAAAUUCAGGUUGGGUGCAAAACAUACACUAUUUAGAUGCCUGUCCUGUGUGCUGGGUAUCAGAAUAUGAUGUAAAUGUGUCUGUGAAUAAAGAAACGAACAUCCAUUGAA
Tachysurus vachellii is the source of this 3492-nucleotide messenger RNA. It is a transcript of the gene her8a, whose product is annotated as hairy-related 8a. Gene Ontology annotation, cellular component: nucleus. Gene Ontology annotation, molecular function: RNA polymerase II cis-regulatory region sequence-specific DNA binding; DNA-binding transcription factor activity, RNA polymerase II-specific; protein dimerization activity. The record is from RefSeq and is a predicted model, not a curated record. The transcript is spliced from 4 exons. Bases 2023 to 2736 code for a protein of 237 amino acids. Gene Ontology annotation, biological process: anterior/posterior pattern specification; regulation of neurogenesis; regulation of transcription by RNA polymerase II. Lineage: Eukaryota; Metazoa; Chordata; Actinopteri; Siluriformes; Bagridae.